Messenger RNA from Linum trigynum, 918 nucleotides. The record is from the annotation of a GenBank genome assembly. NCBI's taxonomy places the organism in Eukaryota, Viridiplantae, Streptophyta, Magnoliopsida, Malpighiales, Linaceae.
AUGGCUCCAUCACUCUCCUCCUACCUCAGCCUCGCCUCCCUCUACACCUUCUACCUCCGCCGCUGCUUCUCCGCCGCCGGCCUCUCCGAGAAAACCACCGCCACCGACCCAACAACCACCGUCCAGUUCUGGUCCCCCACAAAACCCAACCCACAAAACCCUUCCCUCCUCCUCCUCCACGGCUUCGGCCCCGUCGCCAUCUGGCAGUGGCGCCGCCAGGUCCAGCACUUCGCCACUCGCUACAACGUCUACGUCCCAAACCUCGUCUUCUUCGGUGACUCCCACACGACGUCGUCCCGCCGGUCCGAGGUCUUCCAGGCGGAGGCCGUGGCGGCGCUGAUGGACAAGCUCCGGGUGGGAGGAAAGUACUCCGUCGUGGGGACCAGCUACGGCGGGUUCGUGGCGUACCACGUGGCGAGGAUGUUCCCCGACAGGGUGGAGAAGGUGGUCGUGGCCAGCUCCGGGAUCAACAUGCGGCCGGCCGACAACGACGAGCUCGUCAGGAAGGCGAAGGUGGAGAGCAUCGGUGACCUCAUGCUGCCACAAACGGCGUCGCAUCUGAGGGCCCUGCUCGGCGUCGCUGCCUCCGCUAGCGUCCGAAGGGCGCCCGAUUUCCUACUCAAUGACCUCAUCAACAAACUGUACGCGGAGAAGCGGAAUGAGAAGUUGGAGCUUUUGCAAGGGUUAACUCUGGGCCAGGAUGACACGCUGACUCUUUCACCGCUGCAACAGGAGGUAUUGUUAAUAUGGGGAGAAGACGACCAGAUUUUCCCUUUGAAGAUGGCUCAUGAACUCAAGGGGCUAAUAGGGAAGAAGAACAAUGUGAAGUUGGAAGUGAUGAAGAAAGCAUCGCAUGUGCCGCAGAUUGAAGACGCGCCCCAGUUCAACAAAAUCCUCCAUGCUUUCUUGUCUUCUUAA